AUGAGCUCCAGGGUGUGCAAGGCAUGCGGCGGGUCGGACAUCGACGUGGACCCGGCCCGCGGCGACGCCGUCUGCAUGGGCUGCGGCUCGGUUCUGGAGGACAACAUCAUCGUGUCCGAGGUGGAAUUCGUGGAGUCGGGAGGAGGCGGGUCGCUGGCUGUUGGACAGUUUGUGUCCUCAGAGGGUCAGAAGAACCCGUCCUUCGGAGAUGGACACGUCUCUGGUCUGGGGUCCGAGUCUCGAGCAAAGACCCUCCAGAACGCUAAACAGCACAUCAACACUCUGGGCCACCAGCUGCAGAUGAGCCAGCACUGUCUGGACACGGCCUUCAACUUCUACAAGAUGGCGCUCAACAAAAGCCUGACCCGCGGGCACAAGUCGGCGCACAUCAUCGCCGCCUGCAUCUACCUGGUCUGCCGCACGGAGGGAACGCCACACAUGCUGCUGGACCUCAGUGACGUUUUACAGGUGAACGUGUACGUGUUGGGAAAAACCUUCCUCCUGCUGGCCAGAGAACUCUGCAUCAACGCCCCGGCUAUAGACCCGUGUCUGUACAUCCCCCGCUUCGCCCAGAUGCUGGAGUUCGGCGAGAAGAACCACGACGUUUCCAUGACGGCGCUGCGGCUGGUCCAGAGGAUGAAGCGGGACUGGAUGCACACAGGAAGGAGGCCUUCAGGACUCUGCGGAGCAGCUCUUCUUGUCGCAGCUCGUUUCCACGACUUCUGUCGCACCAUGAAAGAAAUCAUCAAUGUCGUUAAAGUCUGUGAAGGCACGCUUAGAAAAAGACUGAACGAGUUCAAGGACACUCCGACCAGCCAGCUGACGAUCGAGGAGUUCAUGAGGGUCGAUCUGGACCAGGAGUGCGACCCGCCGUGUUUUACUGCCGGGCUGAGGAAGGCAAAACUCCAACAGCUGGAGACCGAGCUGAAGAAGAAGAUCCACGACGUUGAAGAUGAAAUCCAGGAGUACCAGGAUGAGAUUGAUGCCGAGCUGGAGGGCAGCCGACCCAAACUGAGAGGAGUCUACGCUGCCUACACUAAGGAAGACCUUAAAAGCGAGGACCUUAACUCCACGCCAUCUGAGGUGGCGGAUGAAGACUCUGAUGAAGAUGAUGAGCUCCGGGCCAUAGCCAAACACUUUGGCAAAGAGCUGUCUGAGAUCUCGGUGGAGGCCCUGAUAAAACUGGAGAAAACAAGACCAGAGGAGGAGGAGGAGGAGGAGGAGGAGGAUGCUCCACAGCAGAAAGGCCCGUCUCUGGAUUUCAUCCUGGGAACGAUGCCCUCAUCGGCCACUCUGGGCCUCUCCAAGACCUUCAGCAGCUGUAAGGACGAGGCGAAUGAUGGUGCCACUGACGGCGGGGAGCUGGACCUGAGUGGGAUCGACGACGCAGAGAUCGAUGAGUAUCUGCUGAGCGACAAUGAAAUUAAAGUCAAGACGGCUUUCUGGAUGGCUGAAAACGCCGACUACCUCAAAGAGCAGAAACAAAAAGAAGCUAAAAUAGCUGAAGAGAAGGCGCUUGGGAUCUACAAAGAAAAACGGCCGAAGCGACCUUCAAAGCGACGCCUCCCGAUCAGAGCCAGCUCCGCCGAUGAAGCCAUUGGGAAGAUGCUGGAGCAAAAGAAGAUCUCCUCCAAGAUCAACUACGACGUGCUGAAGGACCUCGACACCAAGCCCGGCAGCAGCCCAGCGCCCCAAACCCCGAGGAAGGAGCCAGCUGCCGUCAAGACGACCGGACGCAACCGGAACCCGGCUCUGGCUCUGCUGAACCUCAGCACGCCGCUUAGCACUCUGGGUAAAAGGUUGCAGCCGUUCAUCACCAGACAACCCAACAAGAAGCUGGCUGUCGAGCAGGCGGCGGUCUCCAGCCCACAGCCGGCACCUGCAGCGUCCCCAGUCAGCGGGUUGGUGGUGGAGAGUGGGCCAGUGGUCUACGAUGAUGGAGCUGCUGAGGAAGAGGAGGAUGAAGAUGAGCCUUGUGUCAGCGCCAUGGAGCUGCUGGGCGGAAACGAUUACGGCUGUGAUGGAGAUUACGACGAUGGAUUCUAGCCGACUCUGGACCCGUACAGACGGUACCAAA
Molecule: messenger RNA, 2077 nt
Organism: Nematolebias whitei (Rio pearlfish)
Lineage: Eukaryota; Metazoa; Chordata; Actinopteri; Cyprinodontiformes; Rivulidae
Gene: brf1a
Product: BRF1 RNA polymerase III transcription initiation factor subunit a
Exons: 18
Coding region: 1-2046 (681 amino acids)
Biological process (GO): transcription by RNA polymerase III; DNA-templated transcription initiation; transcription preinitiation complex assembly
Cellular component (GO): transcription preinitiation complex; transcription factor TFIIIB complex; nucleus
Molecular function (GO): RNA polymerase III general transcription initiation factor activity; TBP-class protein binding; RNA polymerase III type 3 promoter sequence-specific DNA binding
Source: RefSeq, a predicted model, not a curated record